CAACGACCUCACACGAUGGCUGAACCCAAAACUUUCCGCAUUGCAGUCCUCCCAGGCGAUGGAAUCGGUCCUGAGGUUGUUAGAGAAGCUGUUCGCGUCCUCGAGCUCGCAUCUGAGCGCUCCUCAGACUUCAAGCUCGAGCUCAAGUCUUAUCCCUUUGGAGGAUGCGCCAUCGACGAAGUUGGCGAGCCUCUCCCCGAGGCUACUUUGAAGGCGUGUCAAGAGGCUGAUGCCAUCCUCAUGGGUUCCAUCGGCGGACCCAAGUGGGGUGUAGACGCCAAAGUCAGACCUGAACAGGGUCUCCUCGCUCUCCGCAAGACUCUCGGCCUCUACGCCAACAUCCGACCGGCCAACAUCGCUUCCGACUCUCUGCUCGACUACUCUCCCCUCCGUCCUGAAGUAGCCAAGGGAACCGACCUCAUCGUCGUUCGUGAGCUCAUCGGUGGAGCUUACUUUGGCAAGCGUAAAGAACAGGGUGUCGAUCCUGAUCCAGAGGCUGCUUGGGACACCAUGAUCUACAGUGUCCCUGAGGUCCAGCGCAUCACCCGUGUCGCUGCUCAGAUCGCCCUCGCUGCCAACCCUCCCCUCGAGAUCCACUCCAUCGACAAGGCCAACGUCCUCGCCAGCUCCAGAUUGUGGAGAAAGGUCGUCACCGAGACUCUCACGAACGAGUAUCCUCAACUCAAGUUCGACCACCAACUCGUCGACUCUGCUGCCAUGGUCAUCGUUGCCAAUCCCCGCAAGUUGAACGGUGUUAUUUUGACUGAGAACUUGUUUGGCGACAUUCUUUCCGACCAGUCUAGCGUCAUUCCUGGAUCAUUGGGUCUCCUCCCAUCUGCCUCACUCGCCGGAGCCCCUUCCUCCCCCAGCUCAGCCGACUUUAAGCCUACCUCCGGCUUGUACGAACCCAUUCACGGGUCUGCUCCAGAUAUCGCUGGCAAGGGCAUCGCCAACCCCAUCGGCACCAUUCUCAGCGCAGCCAUGUUGCUCCGAUAUUCUCUUGGCCUCGAAAAGCCUGCCGCCGCCAUCGAAGCCGCCGUCCGAAAGGUUCUGGAUAACCCUGAAAUCGGUGGCCUUGGUCUCCGAACUGCUGACCUCAAGGGCAACGUCGGAACUGCCGAGCUGGGUGACCGCAUCGUAGAAGUCCUAAAGACUCUUCUCUAAGCGCCACCAAAGAAAGAGUUGAACCGAGGAACAAUCGAAAGAGGGAACAUUUAGAAUAGAAUAAGGGAACAACAGCAUGUAAAAGUAUCGAACAAGUAAUGCUAUUGCUGGAUCUAACUCUGGAUUUUACACUCA
This is a messenger RNA of Coprinopsis cinerea okayama7#130, 1299 nucleotides long. RefSeq names its product 3-isopropylmalate dehydrogenase. Gene Ontology annotation, molecular function: magnesium ion binding; 3-isopropylmalate dehydrogenase activity; NAD binding. NCBI's taxonomy places the organism in Eukaryota, Fungi, Basidiomycota, Agaricomycetes, Agaricales, Psathyrellaceae. Gene Ontology annotation, cellular component: cytosol. The record is from RefSeq and is a predicted model, not a curated record. Gene Ontology annotation, biological process: L-leucine biosynthetic process. Bases 16 to 1164 code for a protein of 382 amino acids. The transcript has 5 exons.